Cladocopium goreaui is the source of this 1406-nucleotide messenger RNA. Lineage: Eukaryota; Dinophyceae; Suessiales; Symbiodiniaceae. The record is from the annotation of a GenBank genome assembly.
AUGAGGAAGGCCCUGGUCAAAGAGGGUCAGGCACCACACACUGCCAUCAUUGGCUGUGCGGAUUCCCGUGCUCCUUUGGAGACUGUGUUUGAUGCCAUGCCUGGUGACAUCUUCGUGCUGCGCAAUGCUGGCAACACCUGCACCCACGCCGAAGGCAGCGUACUUGGCAGCUUGGAGUUCUGCGUUGCCGCCCUGCAGUCCAAGAUGGUCUUGGUGCUCGGACACACAGCCUGCGGAGCCAUCAAGGGUGCCACAGCAACAUACCUGCAGGCCAAGAGCGGCAACAAGCCUCAGGUCACCAAAGCCUUGGAUGCCUUGCUGGUUGGCCUCAGCGACGUGGCAAAGAAGGCGUCUGAGGAGUUGGGUGAAGGCGCAACGGAGGCGCAGAUCGUGGACAGGACCAUCAAGCUGAACGUCUUCCACACCAUUGACUUCCUUUUGCAGUACAGCCCACUCGUCAGAGAAAAGGUUGCUGCAGGGGAGGUUGAGAUCCAGGGCGGCAUCUACGACCUGGAGACCGGUCAUGUGGAGUUCUUGGGUCAGAGCCCAGCUCAGGCCACCUUGGUGAAAUCUGCUUCCACUUUGCCCCCAUCGUUGGCAUGAGCCACCUGCGCAUUGUUCGCAACUGGAGGGAUACCCUGGCAUGGAGUGCAGGGUUAGGUAGGUUCCAGGGUCGAUGUGUAUGUCGAAUUAUGUCGACACCUGGUCCACUACACCCGGAUGGAACCUGUGCCUAAGAGAGGCUUGGUGUGUCCAUAAUUUUUCCCGGCCAAAUUGAGCCUGGCCUUUUAAGUAACCAUUUGGGCUGAACCGAAGUUUGCAGCCUUCUGGAGUCCUCCUUGGGGUUGCCAGAAACUUUCAUUGCACGACGUCCUUUGCGUCGGUCAAAUGGUGCUUCGUUUCCUGUGCGUUAUGUUUCGCAGUGGCACGACUUCUCCAAACCGUGGCAUUCGUUUGAAGAAAUUCGUUGCACUAUCUAUGCUCGGGUCACUUAUGCAGUAUGCAGCAGGGUUUCAACCGAUUUCAUCAAGAACCCUUGAUGAUCUGAAAACCAGUGACAAAUAUGUCAUCUGUUCAACAUCAUUGAGAUACCAUGAUCUGGAAGGACAAAUCUCGAGCACCUACCUACAAAGGAGGAGGAGAUGAGAAUGGGCGCAUGCAGAUCGGGCGAAAGAGAGGUGGUGGUGGCUGAGGUUAAGUUCCUGCUGCCUUGGAAGGCAGCUGACUUGGAGGUGGAGACAGCAUCCGCGGAUGAUGGCAGCUUCUUGGAGGCCGCCGGACAGCGGACAAGUGGGUGCCAAGCGCUGGCUUGCCGGAGCUUUCAAGCUGAUGCAAUGAGAACUUAUGGCAGCCAGGCAGUUGAGUUGUGUGCUGUUUGGAUUCAAAUGCCCACUGAUUACUGAUCC